Molecule: messenger RNA, 5139 nt
Organism: Python bivittatus (Burmese python)
Lineage: Eukaryota; Metazoa; Chordata; Lepidosauria; Squamata; Pythonidae
Product: KIAA1755 ortholog
Source: RefSeq, a predicted model, not a curated record
UCCGAGAGGAGGAAGCCGUGGGACAGGGGCGUCCGUGGCGGCAGGGGAGGAGGCCGGGCCCAUCGCCCGCGCCGAAGCACACCUGGAUUCCAUUUGGUGCCCCCCCCACCGGGAAAAGCCUCCUGUCCAGAAUGGCUGGGAAGGAGCGUGAUGGGAGAGCCAGAAGCAGGCAGAGGAAGACUGCCACCAAGUGAUCCCCGGGGAAGGAAGAGAGUUGGGGUUGGGGGGUGCCCACCCCGGCCUCUCUGCCCCUCCAGCGUCACUUCCGAAGGAGCCAUGGACCCCCAAUCCCUUGACGCUGCCGUGCAGAACACCUUGUCGGGGCUCUUCCCGCCCUUCGAGGUGACCGCUCCCACGGUGCUGAGCCAGCUCUUCCGAGUCCUGGAGGCUAAAUACCACGGGGAUGGCCUCUGCUGCCUGCUGGACUUCCUCAUCCCGCUGAAGCGCCUCCUGGAGCACGUCCGGCAAGCGGCCUGCGCUCCCUAUUCCGGCUCUGUGUUCCUGCACGAAGGCUGGCCCUUGUGUCUCCAUGAGAAGGUGGCUGUCCACCUCAGCCCUCUGAACCCCCUUCUGCUGCGCCCGGGGGACUUUUACCUCCAAGCUGAGCCUUGCGGGGAGCAGUCGGCCUGCCUCGUGGUGAAGUGUCUCUCCAGAGACCUGACCACUGCAGAGAAGAUCCCCAUCCCGGACGCCUCCUGCUCUUGGCUCUUCACCGAAGCGUGGCUGGAGGAGAUCAACCGGGACCUGGAGCGGCCAACCCUGCACACUUGCCUGGUGGCCACGGGCAACGGAAUUGUCCCCGUUCUCUGGAGCAAGAUCGCCACCCCAGAGUUCGUCCAGCUCCCCAAAGCAGAACAUCCAAUGGACAGAGACUCGAACCGCCCCCAGACUUACUGCAUGUUGAAUUCUCAGCCCCCGAGCAACCCCGUUGCCCGAGAGGGGCACGGUGGGGCAGACCAGGGCUCAAAGCCUCCACAAGGGAAGUAUCCUGGACUCAUCAAAGUGGAGCAAGGCUCUUGGAAGAAGUCCUCCCUCUUUGUGGUGCCGAGCCUGUGCGACAUCAUUAGCGAGAACCUGGAAGGCGAAUAUGUGAACCUGGUGGAAUAUUCAGAAGAAUCCAGAAAGGCCGAUGGGUCUUCCCCGGCGGUCGCGCCUCAUCAGCUCCAACGAGAAGCCUUCCCCGGGGCCGAAAAGGGGCUCCUCCGGGCAAAUGGAGAGGCCGGGGCCGCGGCGGAGGGCUGGAGCUGGGGGGAGGAGCGGGACUUGGAGGAGGGCCCCUGCACGCCCUGCCUGAGAAGGAAACUGAGCCGCGAGCCCAAGGUCCAGGAGCCGAGGUGCCGCUACCGGGACUCCUACAUGGCAGCUCUCCAGAAUCCUAUCAGCUUCAGCUCGGGGCUGAUGGCAGCCAUACUGGAAGAAAUGGACUUUGCCAAACCACCCUCCCCCUCAGAGAGUGCCGACGUCCAGCCGGCCGAAGGGUCGGGCCAGGGGGCCUCCCCGGGCCUCUCUGAACAUCCCAGCAAAGACAAGAAAGCUGAGGACAUCUCCAGGCAAGGACCCUUGAAACUCCUGAAGUCUCCGGCCGAGGCGCCUGCGGUCAGCAAUAAAUUCUCCUUCCUGAAAGGCCACCGUCCGUCGGCCUCUUCUGGGGAUGGCCCUGUGGGGCCCGAGAAAGCUGGCAAGGGACAUGAAGGGCCUCGGAAGAAGUCCUUGAUGGUGUCCUCUCCCAAAGCGGCCAGAGCAAGGCCAGCAGCUGUAAAAGGGUCCAGUCAGACCGAAGUAGUGCUCGGGGAAGUCCCGAGCCCCCCAAACCUGGACGCCGCCGCUGCAGCCGCCCCCAGCACAGCCGCCCUGCUGGGCGAGUUGCUCCUUCCGGGGUCGAGUCCUUCCGAGCCGGUCCAGUGGGAACUGCUCGCCUCUGAGCUUCUGUCUUCUGGCAUCGCGUGUCUGCCAGGCAGCGUGGAUAAGCUCGGGAGGCCCCUGGUCGAAAUUCCCCAAAGCGGGCGAGGCUGGCAGGACGCUUGGUGCUCAGCCAAAGAGGUGGCACGGCUUCUGCUCUGCCUUUGCUCCCUGGCCAGGAAGCGUUCCAACAACCAGGGGUUGGUGAUCCUCGUCGAUGCCAGGAAAGAGCCUCCCCCACCCACGCUUUCCACAGCCCUGGGAUCCCUCCAGAAAGCCUUUCCUGGCCCCAUCCACAUCCUCCUGCUGGUGGCAGAGAAGGAGGCGACCUCCCACACGGAGAAAUUCCCUGGCUUGCAGGUGGAGACAGUGAGCUCUCUGAAAGCUCUGGGGAGGCAUGUGGACAGCGGCCAGUUGACCCAGGCCUUUGAUGGUCAGUUCCCCUACAGCCAUGGGGAGUGGGUGCAGUUCUUUCAGAAAAUCCAUCAUUUUGUCAGCGGACUCAAAAAGGCCUCCGAGUUGUUACGGAGCACCAUCCAGGAGCUGGAGAAGGGAGAGGUUCUGGAGACCUUGCAGGCGGUGGAGCACCAGGUGAGCAGGCACCGGCAGCUCAUGCAAGAGGUUCUGUGCAAUGCCCAGCUGGUGAGCUUGCAGAGGGAAGGUGGGGCCACGCUGGCCAGGCUGCGGAAGGAGGCGGCUCGGCUCGGCUUCACUCCCGACGUCCGGCACAGUUUUGACAGUGCCCUGGCCAUCUACAAUCUGGUGGAGGAGGAGGUUCACACGCUGGUGACCAAAUCCAACAGUUGUUUGGAGCACCUUGAGUUUCUGAAGAAGAUCCGGGAGCUGGAGGAAGAAUUUCACCAAGUCCGUUUGUGGCUCGACGAAGAAGGCGAGCCGGAGCUGCGUGCAGUGGGGCUGGCGGGGGGCAGCCUGGAGAGCACCGAAAAGUCCUACCGGCGGUUUAAGGAGUUCUUCAGGGAAGCCACGGUGCACUACAACCGGGGCCUCUCUUUAUCCAAGGAAGCUGCCAAGAUCCAAGGGUUCAAGUUUCCUGAGAUGGGGGCCUUUGAGGCAGCAAAGGGAGCUUUCCAAGCUAAGCUAACCAUGUUCUACAUGGACAUGGAGAUGAAAGGGGCGGAGCUGGAGACUUUCCUAGACCUCUACAGAUUCUGUGACAAGGUCACUGAAUUUAACCUUGACUGCAAGCAACAUCUGUCCCUUUGGAAGGCCAGGGAGAAAGAACCCAACAUUGUGGAGGUCCAACAAGGCACAGAAGAUGCUCUCCGGCGAAUGUCCAAGGAUUUUUCAGCAGAGAAGUUCCAGCAGAUGAAGAUCCAAGCUUCCAGCAUGCACAGUGAAAAGGGCCACUUGAUCUGGACUGAAGCUCUGGAAAGAAGUGAAGAAGCCAAGCAAAUUCUAGAAAACAUGCUGAUCAGAUUCAAGGAGGCCAAGGGAAUAACUGCAAGAGACAGUGGGGAGGAGAGCAGCCCUUUAGCCCAUAACCCAUCUUCCCCAAUCCCAGCUGAUGCCCCUGAUGCUGGUGAAACAUUGGAGAAAACCAGGAAUCCACAGCCAUUAUCCAAAGAAACGGUGGACAGAAUUGUUUAUGCUGACCCUCCCUCCCAAAAGGAUUCCUCAUGCAUCAGUUCAGGCAUGGGUGUGACAGGUGACAAGAAAGCUUAUCUUGCUUCUCCAGGUGCCAUCUUGGAACCUGGAGGGCUUGACAGCCAGGAUCUGGGUGAAGAGGCCUUAGGAAGGCUUCAUGCAACCUCCCAGGAUUCUCCUCCAUUGUGUGGUUCUUCUGCUUCUUCUUCCAAGGCAAAGCCGAUGCCAAGAACCUGUGAGACUUUGCCUCCCACUUGCCAGCCUUGUGCUCCUGUGCUGGUGAGGGGCCAACGGCCUCAGAAGAGAGAAAGAGCCCAGUACUUCCAGCUCUCCAGACAUGGGAGCUUUUCUUCAGAAGAUGCUGAUUCUCAGAACUCAUCAGAAGAUGCCCUGGAUUCCAGUAGCACGUGGUCCAUGGAACUGCCGGGCCUCAAAGGAGGUGGGGCUCAGGAAAAGGGUCUGGGGAUCCUCUACUUGGAGAACCAUAGUCCAAGCAGUGGCUCCAGCCCUGCUGCUACCCAGUGAAACCAGGGGCUUGAGGUGCUGGGGGUCUGGAUUAUCUCCAGGUCUUCUUCUAGCAGACUGAUCUGGUGCUGAAAACAUUUCUGGUCUUUUGGUGCUCCAUUAUCCCCCAUGUAUUUUUCCAAAAAGCCCAUUCUGUUACUUCUCAUAUUACUGGUGCAAAACUCUUGAACUCGCAGCCUUUGAAAUAAAAGGCUGGCUUUGGGGAAGAAGAGUCCCUCUUCGCUUCAAGGCAUGAGCGGAAAAGGGAGAGAUUUGGCUCAUCCUAGUUGACAGGAGCCAACCUGAAGGAAACAGUUGGUGCCCUGCAAUAAGGGACGGGCACUGAGGAAUCGGAGAAAAGAGGGCAAGUCUUGGCAGGAUCAGCCUCCAAUAAACACCCACCCAAAGCCUGAGUUCCUGCUGGUGCAUCCCAGAGCAGAAGUUUGCAUGUCAAGAGCCUCCAGCAAAUCGGAAAACAGCCCAAGAGGUCUCCUGGCCCCUCCUGUUCUUGAGGAGUUCCACCUGCCCACCCAUCCUCUGUUCUCCUGUGACACUGUAGACACGGCUGCUCCCAGUUCAAGUCAACAAACCACACGGCUUUACCCCUUGGCACUUUGCCCCUUCUCAACUUCCUUGCCGGGAAAAUCAACUGAAUCAUAUUAAGAGCCAGUGGUCACAAUCCAACCAAGACUUGUUGCAGAUCAACCGUCCCUUUUAAAGCAAUAGGAUUUACACUGAUCCAUCGGUUACAGUGAGACUUGGUCACAAUUCAUUCUUGCUUGACUUGGGGCCAAGGUUUCUUAAUACUUAAACAAGUUGCAUUUCCCAGGGUGGCUUAAAAUAUAAUCUUGAUGGCACAUAUGAAAACAGUGCUAGAAUCUGGGGAGAAAAAGCACAACUCUGAAACUCGCCAGGUGACUUAAGGUAACUCUUUCAGACUCACCUACCUCACGGGGUGGAGCAUAGAAAAAGUGGAGAAUCUUACAUAUCUCAGUAACUUUGCACUCCGUGGAGAAAUGCAGAAUGAAAUGCAAUGGGGAGGGGGGGAAUCACUGCAAAAAAAAGAACAAGUGUUUAUAAUCUCAUACUUUUUUAUAUUUUUUGCAAAAAAAAAAAGCUCUACUUGGUUCA